Molecule: messenger RNA, 968 nt
Organism: Brassica rapa (field mustard)
Lineage: Eukaryota; Viridiplantae; Streptophyta; Magnoliopsida; Brassicales; Brassicaceae
Product: membrane protein PM19L
Source: RefSeq, a predicted model, not a curated record
GACAGCAAAAUAAGGUUGGGAUUUGAUUCGUUGGCCAAGGUGAAAGACAAAGUAAGGAAUUUAAAACAUUGCUUUCAGCUGAAGAAAGUUUUAUUCCUAUAAACUGCAUAAACAAUAUAUAUACACAGACAUACAGAGAUCUUGUGAUUAUCCCAAGACAGAACACAGAGAAAGUCUUUUUUUUUUUUUUUUUUGUCGGAAAACUCAGAGAAUCUUUCUUAUAGGCAUUAUAAUGGCUUCAGGAGGAUCAAAGUCCGCAGCUUUCAUGCUUCUGUUGCUGAAUCUUGGUCUCUAUUUUGUCGUCACCGUCAUCGCUGCCUGGGCUGUUAAUCACGGCAUCGAGAGAGCUCGCGAGUCUGCGUCGGUGCUGUCUCUCCCGGCGAAGAUCUUCCCGAUAUAUUUCCCGGUGGGGAACAUGGCGACUGGCUUUUUCGUAAUAUUCUCGUUGAUCGCUGGCGUCGUCGGAAUGGCGACAUCACUCACCGGAGUCAUGAACGUUCUUGAGUGGGACUCUCCGACUCUCCACUCCGCCGCCACUUCGUCUCUCAUCUCUUGGUCGCUCACUCUCCUCGCCAUGGGAUUGGCUUGUAAGGAGAUCAACCUCGGCUGGACCGAAGCCAAUCUUAGAACUCUUGAAGUGUUGACAAUAAUUGUAAGUGCUACUCAGUUGUUGUGUACCGGAGCCCUUCACGUCGGAGUUGGAGAAACAGUCGCUGGAGAAAGGCCUCAUGCGGGAAGGGUUUGAGUUUCUAACUUGAAGAACAAUCAGCUAUAUUGGUGUGGUUUUUUUUUAUUUGAAGCGUGAGGAUUACUCAAAACAAGAGUUUGUUAUCGUGUAAUCUUGUGUUGUGUAUUGAUUGUUUGUUUUAUUCGUCUAUUUUUUUAAUUCUAUCUCUAUACCUUGAUUGUUAUGCGUACGAGUUUAUGUCGCUAUCUGAUACUAAGGAACUUUUAUUAUGCAAAAAAAA